Aspergillus oryzae RIB40 is the source of this 1656-nucleotide messenger RNA. RefSeq names its product carotenoid oxygenase family protein. The coding region runs from base 1 to 1656 and encodes 551 amino acids. Gene Ontology annotation, biological process: carotene catabolic process. The record is from RefSeq and is a predicted model, not a curated record. Gene Ontology annotation, molecular function: carotenoid dioxygenase activity. Lineage: Eukaryota; Fungi; Ascomycota; Eurotiomycetes; Eurotiales; Aspergillaceae. The transcript is spliced from 2 exons.
AUGGCGUCGUCAGUUAAAGAGUCAACGACUACUACCCAUUAUAAUGACUGGCCAAACACGCAGGGUUUUGAUGUCCGCUACCAAGAGCUCGAGCCGACAGAGUUAUCAGUCCAGGGCACAAUUCCGCCCUACUGCGCCGGCGUGCUGUUCCGCAACGGUUUAGGCCCUCGCGAUAUUCAGACAGAGAAACAAACCACCUAUCGUGUGAGCCACUGGUUCGACUAUUUUGCCCAGGUUCAUCGUUUCCAGAUACAUACUCCUACACCAGAGCAGCCUCGAGUCCGCGUCACACACAACUCCCGACUGACCUGCGAUGGCCUCAUCCGAAGGAUACAGCGAACAGGAUACCGUGGAGAGAUCACCUUUGGAGCUAAAUAUGACCCAUGCAUGACGCUCUUCCAGAAGGCGCAAUCGGUCUUUAAGACCAUUCCACAAGGUGUUCCCGACGAGGUCGACAUCAGCGUCUCUUUGAAUGUUAACUUUCCCGGCUUGUCGGCGACGGGCAGCAAGCAGGAGAAGAUGCCCGAGCCAGGCAUCCAGACACUCUGCAACCGCACAGAUAACUCUACUUUCCAGAUGCUCGAUCCUCAGACUCUGGAGCCAAUUGGUAUUGCGGACCAAACAGUCUUGCAUCCAUCGCUCCGUGGACCCCUUAGCGCGGCCCAUUGCAAGACAGACCUGACCACCGGUGAUGUCUACAACUACAACCUAGACAUUGGUCUGACAAGCACCUAUCGUAUCUUCCAUGUUUCUCGAGCAACAGGAAAAACCAGCAUUCUUGCAACAUUCACGCAUGCUGCUACAUACGUGCACUCUCUUCUUCUGACGGAGCACUACGUUGUGCUCUGUCUUUGGAACGCUCGCUUUCGAGCUGGGGGCAUGUCCUUGCUAUGGACGCAUAACUUUGUAGAUGCAUUGGCCGACUACGACCCCACACAGCGCAGCACCUGGUUCGUCGUGGAUCGUACUCCUGGAGGGCGGGGAUUAAUCGCGCGUUACGAGUCCGAUCCCUUCUUCAGUUUCCACACAAUUAAUGCGUAUGAAGAGCAUUCAUCGACCAAUCCCUCCAAGACAGAUAUCAUCGCCGAUGUUUGUGCAUACGACAGCCUAGACGUAUUAAAACGCUUCUAUAUCGACAAUAUACUGUCUGACUCAGCCACAGCCCGCCAUUUUGGCGAGUCAAGGAACCACAGUGCUCGCGGAGCUUUCCGGCGCUUUCGCCUGCCUGCCGUUCCCGAAGCAUCGAGUCCCAAGACCCUCACGGCGGAACUGGUUUUCUCGAUGGGGAAGGGACUAGGACCGGAACUACCCCAUGUUAGCCCUCGAGUACGUGGCCGAAAGUAUCGCUACGUAUACGGCGUGACCGACUCAGGAAAGAGUGUGUUCCUGGACGGCCUGGUCAAGCAUGACGUCGUCACGCAGACAUCUCUUUAUUGGAGUCAGCAUGGGCAGACGGCAAGUGAGCCGAUUUUUGUGACAGAUCCGGAUUCAGAGGACGAGGAUGGUGGUGUACUUCUUUCCGUCGUGCUGGACGGUAUUGAAGGACGUAGUUAUCUGUUGGUUCUUGAUGCAAAGACCAUGACAGAGGUCGGGAGGGCUACAGUUCAUGGUGUGGUUGGCUUUGGGUUCCAUGGUGCACAUGUUAGGGAUGCCUAG